UGUAUGCCUAAAAUAUUUUUUUAUAAUUUUUGUGAUUCCAAAUAUCUCACAGAGGAUAUUUCAUAAAAGUUCCGAUAAAAAAUGGCUAAGCAACUGACAUCACCUAAAGAAAAGCCUUCGUCGUCUUGUACAGAAGAAUUUCAAACUAUUACCGAAUUGGACACGACUGCAAUACUCAACUACUCGGAAAAGUUAUUCUUAUUGGAAGAGAAAAUGACGUGGGGAAUGUCCGGUACUGAAUUUGACAUUGGCGUCCUUGCCAAUGCAUUGAGAACUGUGGGACAAAAAUAUGCUGAUAUGUAUUGGGUAGGUGUGCCACAUUCCGUGUUGGCGUAUGAAAUAUUCAGGAUCAAGCAGAUCAACCCACAAUAUGGUAAUUACCAGCCUAUUAGUCUCAAUGUUACGUACAUGGACUGGGAUAUGCGCUACAACUAUCAAUUAUUUGAGAUAGAUUCAAGUGGUAGAAGUUAUGUUUGGAUGUAUACCGCAAUUGGUAAAGACUGUGAAACUAUAAUGUCUAUAAUGCAAGAGGAAGUCCUUAGAUAUAAUUAUAAAAUUAGUUUGGAACAAGCUAAAAAAAUGGCUUUAAAAGCAUUUCUAAAGGUAUCUAAGCUCAGUCCAAUCACCGAGGAAAAAAUAGUUUUAAAGACUUUGCAACGCAAAAACGGGGUUUUAUUUGUAGAACCGAGUAUGAGGGAUGAAAUAAAACACUUGAUGGAAAAUAUUUAUGAUGAAAAAUUAUAAUAUUAGUAACACAAAGCAUAAGCAUUCCAUUAAUA
This is a messenger RNA of Teleopsis dalmanni, 779 nucleotides long. Its product is annotated as proteasome subunit alpha type-4-like. Lineage: Eukaryota; Metazoa; Arthropoda; Insecta; Diptera; Diopsidae. Bases 82 to 744 code for a protein of 220 amino acids. Gene Ontology annotation, cellular component: proteasome core complex, alpha-subunit complex; proteasome core complex; nucleus. The transcript has 3 exons. The record is from RefSeq and is a predicted model, not a curated record.